Molecule: messenger RNA, 3830 nt
Organism: Cyclopterus lumpus (lumpfish)
Lineage: Eukaryota; Metazoa; Chordata; Actinopteri; Perciformes; Cyclopteridae
Gene: lsm14ab
Product: LSM14A mRNA processing body assembly factor b
Biological process (GO): P-body assembly; cytoplasmic stress granule assembly
Cellular component (GO): P-body
Molecular function (GO): mRNA binding
Source: RefSeq, a predicted model, not a curated record
GAUUCGCAAACGUGACCAAAACUGCCCGUACAGUCUCUAUAUUGCUGACUUAUCUCCCGUGUCUCGUCAAAUCGCUCUUUAACGUGUUUGAGAGAGGGUAGCAGCGGAAGGAAGAGGAGGUGACUUCACGGGAAUGAGACGCAGCCUUUAUCCCAGCAUCCUUAGCGGCGGGCGAAAGAAAACGUAAACGGCCAUGUCGUGGUAGAAGUCAGUCCUGAAGCGAGCGAGGCUUACUCACGUUGUCAUUUACUAAUCUCUGUAAUGUAGUCUGAGAACUACGACUCCGAAAGUAACACGCCCGACCUCUUGUUUGACAGUUUACCGAUUCCGCUUAAAUUCGUGCGUUAUUCAAGGCAGAAGGCCAACAUGAGUGGAGGAGGGACGCCGUACAUCGGCAGCAAAAUUAGCCUAAUCUCCAAGGCCGAGAUUCGCUAUGAAGGAAUUUUGUACACCAUUGACACUGAAAACUCGACAGUAGCUCUUGCAAAAGUUCGCUCUUUUGGCACUGAGGACCGGCCCACUGACAGGCCUGUUCCACCUCGGGAGGAAGUGUUUGAGUACAUCAUCUUCAGAGGGAGUGACAUAAAGGACCUUACAGUAUGUGAGCCACCCAAAGCCACUAGCUCCCUGCCUCAGGACCCUGCUAUAGUUCAAUCGUCACUUGGAUCAAGCAAUGCUGCAGCAGGACCGUCCUUCCAGUCGGUCGGGCCCUAUGCAGCGCUCAGCAAGGGCCCCGUCCCACCAUACAGCCAGUUUGGUGUCGCACCCCUUGCAGCGCAGCAGUUCGGUUCUGUCGUUGCCGGAGGGCGCAUCAGUCCUCAGCUGGACUCUUUAACGAAACGUCCCACCCUGGAGCAGGCAGGGAAGGCCCCGCCGUCAGCUGCCCCGGCACCACCUGCCCCCGUGGGUCAGAGGAGCCAGAUGGGGGUGGCAGCUCCCAGACCCACCGGCCCCCCCGGUGGCAGCCAGCGGCCCCCCGACCUCCUGGAGCAGAGAAGGGCUCCUGAGGUCCAGAAGGUGUCACAGCCAGAUCAUGAACACGGCGCUCUUGAAAACCGAGAUCCCAACAAGCGCCACGGCGGUUAUUUGUCAGCUGGUGCUCAGCCCCCGCGUCGGGGCCGCGGACGAGGAAACCGCAGCAGAGGCAAAGUCAACGUGCGCAGAGAUGGAGCCGUGACCUUUGAGGAAGACUUUGACUUUGAGACGGCCAACGCCCAGUUCAACAAAGACGAGAUCGACAAAGAACUCCAGAACAAGCUCAAAUUGAAAGAUGACAAGAUUGAAAAGGCACUGAAUGGAGAAGAACCUGCUGAGUCUGAACGUCCAGCCAACGAGGGGACCAACGAGGAGGAGGAGGCUGCGAUAAACACCUACUAUGACAAGACCAAGUCCUUCUUUGAUAACCUCUCCGCUGAUGAUUUAAGUAAAGGGGGUGAAAGAGGGUUUUCAAGGGAGCGAAGGACAACCUGGGCAGAAGAGAGACGAAUGAAUGCCGAGACAUUUGGCAUCCCUCUGAGGCACAAUCGAGGAAGAGGAGGUUUCCGCGGCCGGGGCUUUAUGGGGCCCCGCGGAGGCCGAGGGCGGUCGCUGAGCAGAGGCUCCUUCGGGCCCCCCCGAGGCCCUCCACCUGGUUUCAGAGGCGGAUUCAGAGGCGGCAGAGGAGGCCGGGAUUUCUCUGACUUUGAAUAUAGGAAGGACAACAAGGUGGCUGCAUAGUACGACGGGUCCUCAAAGAAUUGAAGCCCCUCAUCAUGAAAUGAUUCCUGUUGAAGAAAUUCUUUGGUCUCGACGUUUGACAGACAGAAUGAAGACAUCCCCUCAGCGGCUGACUGCUUUACAUCUGGGGAGGGGGAGGGGGGUGAGAGUGCAGCUCCCUUUUCUCCACUUUUGAGAAUUAGGCUUUUUUUUAUUUGUUUUUGUUUAAUUUUUUGGGCUCAGACAUGUUUGAUACACAGCCACCAGAUGGACAAGAACCUGUGUAAAUAUUACUUGGGAGUGAGUCUGUAUUUUUGCAUUGAUCCAGUUCAUUUCUUACUGAAGUUGUCUUUGAUAUUGAAAACGCCGUAUGCGGGGGGAAGCCCACCGAUACUGUGAGCGGAUCACAGGUCAUGUGAUCAAUAGCUUUAUUUUUUUAGUUUGUUUUUGUUUUUUUUUAAUCUCACGAUUUGUGGCGCCACCAAAAUUCAGUGCGUUGCCGGUUACACCAUAGUUUUCUCUGCUCAGACUUAACUUUAGUUUUGUUGCCACGUGUUCAGUAUUUUUACCCAGAAUGCAGGAAAAGGUUGCUUUUGUUUUUUCUGGACAUCCAUUCAUUUUCAUUGAAGUAGUGAGAUCGAAGCCAGCUGAUGGAAAAUAAAUCUGAACUGAAUAUUGUAAUGAAUGAAUGUAUAUCUAGCGUAUCUUCUACUUACUGCCCCCCUCAGCAAACUGUGGCUCAAACUUUCACUUUUAGUUUUUAGAAUGGUUCAUUCAGUAUUUAGAAUUGCGUAGAUCAUACCUAGACAUCGUGCCACUUCUGAUGAUGUAUUUUUCUGUUUGUGGCCGGCGCUGCACGCCUGUUAAUGGCGACCAAUAGGAGCCGGCCAUCUGAUUUGCUAUUUGGGGUUUACAGCGUUAGCUUUAGUAUUUUUUAUUUUUUUUGUCGCCCGUAGAUUUCUUGACCGGAUCCGUUUUUCUUUCUUUCUUUUUUUAACAUAGUUGACUAAACAAAGAGCAUUCCCUUGAUUUGUGUCUGUUACUGUUAAUGCCUUUAGAAGUUCUUAGGUAAGGAAAACCUUCAGUAUAUUCAGUUUCAACCUGCAGUCAGAAUGACUUUGAACACGUUAAAUUUGGAUAAAAAAAGAAGAAAUGCAUCGCUAUUUUGCCAAAAAGAAUUAUGUCAGCAUUUGGUCGAUACCUGUUAAAUCUGCCUUCCUGUGUCCAAAACGUACUGAGCCACGUGUUAAGGCAUUUUCUUUGGGGGGGUUAUCCGCAUUAGGGUUGGGCGAUUUGACACAAUUGUCAUUAUAUUUUGAUAAUUGAAUGGCCGGCCUCCGAAGAACGAGAGUGAAUAUUUUGCCCGUUGUUGGGCGGACACAUCACCAACCCUAAUCCGCAUCCUUUUUAUUGUCUUACACUCGUGUCAUCUGCAUGUCGGGGGGGCUUUUUCACUGCAAAACUGUGCUUGCAGUGUUUACUGAAAAUGGGGGGGGGAAAUCCUGUAUAUGAUUAAAUGAUGUCUCAAAAAGUAUGUUUAAUAAUUCUGCCCUCUGGCUUGUUUGUAGCUCCUCUUGUUGCAUUGUUGUCAAUGGAAUUGUUCUCUGGAGUGUUUUCCUUUUUUCUUUUUAUAUACAGAGUUGUGAACAAAGGGACAUGACCUGGAUGUGGUGCCAGUGUGAAGAUGUUUGCUCUGAUUUGUUAGUACUUUUAGGGAGUGCCUUCAGAGUGAUGAUUUCUUACAGCUCUCCCUUUUAACUUAAAAGUCGACACAAGUUCUGACAGCACUACGAGGCGAGGCUGGAUUCUUUUUUUCCCCCGGUAGCGGCGGCCGUUUUGAAAACCAAGCGGCUCGCGUGAGAAGAUGUGCUGUGGCGCUGCAUAUUGCACAGGUUGCCGAUCACUGCAUGACAAGCCGUAGAAAUCAUCACUUCACACAGGCUUAUUUUUCUUUCUUCUCGCAAUAACCAGCGAGAUUAAAUUUGAGACAAAAAAAGAAGUAUUGACUAUUACAAACUGACAUGUUUUCAUAUGUUUGUUACUCCUUCCAGUCACUGGAAUUGUAAACCGAUAAUUGUUUUCAUGAGAAUUGCAGCAAAAUUGAGUUUUUACGUAAAAUAAAGAGUUGUACAAUA